AUGGGUAAGAAGAAAGCAGGAAGUCUGCUCCACACCAGUGAGCUGAAUGAUGGCUAUGACUGGGGACGACUGAACCUGCAGUCAGUGACAGAACAAAGUUCCAUGGAUGACUUUCUGGCCACUGCUGAAUUAGCAGGAACAGAGUUUGUUGCAGAGAAACUCAACAUCAAGUUUGUUCCAGCGGAAGCGAGAGCAGGUUUAUUAACAGCUGAGGAGAAAACCAGGCUGAAGAAGCUGCAUGAAGACAACAAACACUUCCUCAGAAUUCCUCGUCGCCCUCACUGGGAUGAAAGCACCAGUCCAGAUGCGCUUCAACAAGCAGAGAAAGACAGCUUCUUGGAGUGGAGGCGAGAGCUUGCACAGCUGGAAGAGGAACAGAAGUUAAUUCUCACCCCAUUUGAGAGGAACCUGGAGUUCUGGAGACAACUAUGGAGAGUGAUCGAGAGGAGUGACGUCGUCGUUCAGAUCGUUGAUGCCAGAAAUCCUUUGCUGUUCAGAUGUCUUGACCUGGAGGCGUAUGUAAAGGAAGUGUCAGAGCAUAAGGUGAACAUGCUGCUGGUGAACAAGGCCGACCUGCUGACCAGGGAGCAAAGGCGAGACUGGGCCAGACACUUUCAGAAAGAGGGGCUGAGGGCAGUUUUCUGGUCGGCCCUGGCUGAGAGCGACAGACUGGAUGCAGAGGAAAAGGGCAUGGAAGUGGACGAUCCAGAGUGUGAAGAGAGUGACCCAGAAGAGGAAGGACAGCCAGACAAUGAAGACUCGGCCCAAAAAGGUGCAGCUAGAGAGGAAGACAUGAAGGUAGCAGCAGAAGAAGAGGAGGUAGAUGAAGAGGGAGAAGAGAGUGCUACAGAGGAAGAGCAACGGGAAACAGUAUCUGUAGAUGAGGAGGACUGGUUCACCUGCUCAGAGGAUGAACAGGAGGAAGGGGCUGCUGUUUCAUCCAGUCAAUCCUCCUUUCACAACUCCAGCCGUCUGCUGCAUAAGGAUGAGCUGCUGGACAUGUUUAAGGCUGUUCACAGUGGGCCCAGGUGUAAGGACGGACAACUGACAGUGGGACUGGUUGGAUAUCCUAAUGUGGGAAAGAGUUCCACCAUCAACACUAUUUUCAGGAACAAGAAGGUGUCUGUUUCAGCCACUCCUGGACACACUAAGCACUUUCAGACUCUGUAUGUGGAGCCAGGCCUGUGCCUCUGUGACUGCCCCGGUCUGGUGAUGCCCUCCUUUGUUUCCACCAAAGCUGAGAUGAUCUGCUCCGGGAUCCUGCCCAUUGAUCAGAUGAGAGAUCACGUACCUGCAAUUUGUCACGUAUGUCAGUUGAUCCCUCGGCACGUGUUAGAGGGCACCUACGGCAUCAACAUCAUCCGACCACGAGAGGAUGAAGACCCCGACAGGCCCCCCACCCAUGAAGAGCUGCUGAUGGCUUAUGGAUACAUGAGAGGCUUUAUGACGUCGCACGGCCAGCCCGAUCAGUCCAGAUCAGCCCGGUACAUCCUGAAGGAUUACGUCAGUGGAAAGCUACUGUACUGCCACCCUCCUCCACAUAUUAACGCUGAAGACUUCCAGCCACAGCACAACAAGUUCCUGAAUAGAGACACGGACUGCUGCGACCUCUCCGCUACAACAAACAAACAGAAAAUCAAGAGAAUUGAAAAUGUGGUUGACAAGAACUUCUUCCAUCAGGAGAAUGUGCGGGCGCUCUCCAAGGGGGUUCAGUCCGUCAUGGGCUACAAGCCAGGCAGCGGACCUGUCGGCCCAGGGAAAGCUGGAUCAGAGGCAGGGGUGGGAAAACCCUGGAAAAAACACGGCAACAAGAACAAGAAGGAGAAAGUGCGCCGUCUUAACAAGCAUCUGGACGCCUGAUGAUGAUCUGAAAUCAAAGAACUUUUAAUCACAUGUCAUUUCAGCAGGAAUGGAAAAACCCUGAACUACAGCUCACACGUGAUUCCAAAGGAAUUAAUGCUGAGCAGUGUUUGUAGGUAGAUGUAGGCCCCUUAAUCCUGUGAAUAUGGAAAGGUCACGCUGUCUCAAUAUGAAUAUAUGAGCUGCAUGAUCUGUCAUGUGCCGCUCUGGAUAGAGUAUCAUAUUGGUGCAAUGCAUUCCAUCAACUGGAUCACCAGUUGUACACCAGAUCUCAACAUGGUGUUUGGAAAAGGACUCAACAUCCAAAGGGUGUGGAUUUUCUUAGACAUUGAACAGUACAAUUUGUAUUUUUAAGAUGUUUUGAAAGACACAUCACAUAGUCUACAUUAACCAGAUAAAUACUAUAUGUUUGAGACUGCUUUAUCCAAACAUAAAUUGUGCUUACUGUAACUAUGAUGGACUAUACAAUAAAUUGAAUAUUUUCAUG
Messenger RNA from Epinephelus fuscoguttatus (brown-marbled grouper), 2347 nucleotides. It is a transcript of the gene lsg1, whose product is annotated as large 60S subunit nuclear export GTPase 1. Lineage: Eukaryota; Metazoa; Chordata; Actinopteri; Perciformes; Serranidae. Bases 1 to 1860 code for a protein of 619 amino acids. Gene Ontology annotation, biological process: ribosomal subunit export from nucleus. The record is from RefSeq and is a predicted model, not a curated record. The transcript is spliced from 14 exons. Gene Ontology annotation, cellular component: cytosol. Gene Ontology annotation, molecular function: GTP binding; GTPase activity.